CCUCUCCCGGCGAAGAAGUUUUUUCUCCGCCAAUGGGUUUACACACGCUGAAACUCGCCGCCGUUCCCAUAUCCUUCUCGUCAACUUCCUCCCGCUUCUUCCUCUACCCAUUUCCCAAAACCCUAACCCUACCUCUACUCUCCCGCCAUGUCCAUUCUCAUAGGCCUUCUUCCCCUCCUCUCCUUGUCAGGGCCUUCUCCGCUUCCGCCGCCGUGCAGUCUUUUCCGGCCACCGAGGCCUCCGUUCCUGGCGUUGCGAGGCCGCAGUGGAAGGCGAGCAUUGAUUUUAAGUGGAUAAGGGAUAACAAGGAAGCGGUCGCCAUUAACAUCAAGAACAGGAAUUCCAGUGCUAACUUGGAAGCUGUGAUCGAGCUCUACGAGAACAUGGUCAAUCUCCAGAAGGAAGUUGAGCGGCUACGUGAGGAGAGAAACACAGUUGCCAAGAAGAUGAAAGGAAAGUUAGAACAAUCAGAGCGUGAGAGACUUGUAGAAGAAGGGAAAAGUCUUAAGGAGGGCCUUGCAACUUUGGAAGAAGAACUCGUAAGACUGAAAGACGAGCUCCAAAGUGUAGCACAGUCUAUACCGAAUAUGACCCACCCCGAUGUCCCUGUCGGAGGAGAAGAUUCUUCAGCAAUAAGGAAGAUGGUCGGUAGUCCGCGUGAAUUUAGUUUUCCGAUCAAAGAUCAUCUUCAGCUUGGCAAAGAUCUAGAUCUCCUUGACUUUGAUGCUGCUGCAGAGGUGAGUGGUUCAAAAUUUUACUACCUGAAGAAUGAGGCAGUGUUGCUGGAGAUGGCCCUUGUCAAUUGGACAUUGUCAGAAGUCAUAAAAAAGGGGUUUACUCCCUUAAUAACCCCUGAAAUUGUGAGAUCUUCUGUUGUUGAAAAAUGCGGUUUCCAACCCCGUGGAGAUAAUACUCAGGUUUAUUCUAUAGAUGGAACCGACCAAUGUCUCAUUGGCACUGCUGAAAUUCCCGUGGGAGGCAUCCACAUGGAUUCUAUACUUCUCGAGUCAGCGUUGCCUUUGAAAUAUGCAGCAUUCUCUCACUGUUUCCGUACUGAAGCUGGUGCUGCAGGUGCCGCUACUAGGCAAGUUACCAAACCAAUUCAUCAGUUCAGCAAGGUGGAGAUGUUCAUCUUAUGCCCGCCCGAAGAUAGUGAAUCCUUCCAUGAUGAGCUUAUUAAAAUUGAAGAAGAUCUGUUCACUUCACUGGGACUCCACUUUAAAACAUUGGAUAUGGCCACAGCGGAUCUGGGGGCUCCUGCUUACCGCAAGUUUGAUAUUGAAGCAUGGAUGCCUGGAUUAGGACGGUUUGGGGAGAUAUCGAGCGCGUCAAACUGCACGGAUUACCAAAGCAGGAGACUAGGAAUCCGAUACCGACCUUCAGAGACGCCGCAAGUAACGAGGAAUAAGAAAGGGAAAGGGAAUACUCCGGCGACAAAGUUUGUGCACACGCUGAACGCGACAGCGUGUGCGGUGCCGAGGAUGAUGGUGUGUUUGCUGGAGAACUACCAGCAAGAGGAUGGUUCCGUCCUCAUUCCCGAGCCUCUUAGGCCUUUCAUGGGCGGUAUUGAACUCAUCAAACACAAGGCCAGGUAAGGAGGAAAAAAAUGUUUGUUUGUUUGUUUGUUUGUUGGUUCUUGUUGUGUGAUGUGAGGCGGUCUCAAGCAUUACAGGGGGAGGGGGAUGAGAUUGGUUGUGUUCUUUUGAUCAGUAAUUUAUUGUUUAUUUAAUAAAAACAGUUUAAAAACGAAACAUUGCUUAAGCUCCUGAGGUUAUGGAGUUUGA
This is a messenger RNA of Tarenaya hassleriana, 1784 nucleotides long. Its product is annotated as serine--tRNA ligase, chloroplastic/mitochondrial. Gene Ontology annotation, molecular function: ATP binding; serine-tRNA ligase activity; tRNA binding. Gene Ontology annotation, cellular component: mitochondrion. The transcript is spliced from 10 exons. The record is from RefSeq and is a predicted model, not a curated record. Gene Ontology annotation, biological process: mitochondrial seryl-tRNA aminoacylation. Lineage: Eukaryota; Viridiplantae; Streptophyta; Magnoliopsida; Brassicales; Cleomaceae. Bases 33 to 1595 code for a protein of 520 amino acids.